Messenger RNA from Caenorhabditis remanei, 294 nucleotides. RefSeq lists its product as uncharacterized. Lineage: Eukaryota; Metazoa; Nematoda; Chromadorea; Rhabditida; Rhabditidae. The coding region runs from base 1 to 294 and encodes 97 amino acids. The transcript has a single exon. The record is from RefSeq and is a predicted model, not a curated record.
AUGCUGAAAUUCCACGUGUCGCGAAGCGCCCGUCUCUGGGCGUACUGGAGCACUCUUCCCCACAGAAUGCUCAAAAAGUAUCCGGAACAAACGAUCUUCUACGCGACAUUCGGUGUGGCGACCCUCAUCGUCGGCGGAUACAAAAUGAAGAAAUACUUGACGGAAAGCGAGAAACCAUACUAUCGUGGCUACUACGACGUCGUUCGUUCCGACGAUCCGAUCGCGUUGAAUUGGAGAAAACCAGAGGAAUAUCCGGCUCCGUACCUUCUUUCCAGUGUCGAAACCGCCCAUUAG